Molecule: messenger RNA, 3021 nt
Organism: Leishmania mexicana MHOM/GT/2001/U1103
Lineage: Eukaryota; Euglenozoa; Kinetoplastea; Trypanosomatida; Trypanosomatidae
Exons: 1
Coding region: 1-3021 (1006 amino acids)
Molecular function (GO): protein binding
Source: RefSeq, a predicted model, not a curated record
AUGGCGGGCAAGACAGUGCGGGCGCUGCACCUUGAGGGCAACAAGCUCUUCGAGGCGGGGCGCCUCAACGAGGCCGCGCGCGCGUUCCGCGACGCCGUGGAUCGCUUCCAGGCGGAUAGGCUCUCGACAACGUCUGCUGUGGAGGAGUUCGUCAAGGUCGCGGGCAACUUGUGUGUCUGUCACCACGCAACGGGUAACUGGCACGAGUGCGUCAAGACGGCCCGCGAGCUACUCGCCAUCUACCCGAUCAUCCCCAAGGCGUACGCCGCGAUAGGGAUGUGCAUUGUGAACCGGCUGCUGGAGCAGGAGGCAGAGCAGCGGGCGAUGGAUGCGCAGAACAGUCCGAGUAUGCCGCCGCGGUCAGGUGAGGAGGUGCGCCGUGAUGCGCGGCGGUACUUGGUGAAGCUUGGCGGUGCGGUUUGUACAGCUGACGACGCCCACAAGUACCUGUGCCGUGCGAUUCUCUUGUCGGAAGGGGCGCUGCAGGUGUCCCUGGGCCCCUAUGUGGAGACAGCUGUGCGGUGGGUGAGCGAGCAGCUGCUGUCGGCCGGGCUCUCUUUAGAGCGUGAAUAUGGCGACGGCGUGGUCGGUGAGCUAAGCGUGCUGGAGGAGAGCGUCUGCGAUGCGCCGCCGCUGCUGGAUGUGGCACCGGUGCCCAUUGAGCGUCACCCAAUUCGUGUGUUGGACGCUGCCGACAUGAGCGCCGCUGGCGCCAGUGGCACUGCUCCUGAGGGCUGCCGUCUCGAGGAGCUUCCUGAGGCGGAGGCGGAGGCGAUUCUGCAGGCCAUUCAGGAUGGUGAGCGUGCCGCGCGGGGCGAGGCGGCUGACUCACCGUCUCCUGCCGCGGAGAGCGAUGCUGCCGGCACCUCGACCGCCAUGGACCACAGUGGCAGCAUUUUUAGCAACACAAGCAGCCACGCCGCGGCGACACCGCCGCUGGACUACUUCCUGUCACAGCAGCGCACACGCGUGCGGGUGUGUCACGCCGAGAGGGGUGGUAUUCCUCGCGGCCUCACCCUCGCACGUGCGUCGGAGCCGUUCGCUAUCGGUCAGAACAUACUACCCGCUCCGCUUGCGGACCUCACCACCGCGGCUGGUGCUCGAGCGCCGUCGCCGACGGUGCCCCUCGCUUUGCCAUCCUCUACCCAAGGGGAUCUGGUUUCGCUGCACGUCGACCCCGCUACUUCCUCCAGUGCGGAGACUGUCUUCGCGUUGCACGCCCUGUCAUCUUCGCUCGCGCAGACCGGCAGCGGCGAUGCGCUCUCGAUGAGGGAUCUGCCCACUUCGGAAUCGCCGCCGCUUUUCAUGUGCAGUGCUUGUGGCCGGGAGCUGAACCCGCUGCAGCUCGCUGAUGCCCCACCCACCGGCUGCUCCACGUGCAACGGCGUCGUGUACUGCAGUGCGGCGUGCGCGGUGGCCUACCAAGGUCGCCAUGACCGGCACGAGUGCGCACUUCGUCUGGUGCUUCAGCGGCGCGUGGAGGCGUUGACCGCAGUACCGCCCUCCACCGAUCCCGAAUCCCCGCUGCCCGUCGGCGAAGUUCUCCCUGGCGGCGGGUGGAACACUCUAGACCUGCAUCGCCGCAUUCUGCCGCUCUGUAUCACAGUGUACAGCGGUCUGCGAAGCAGCGCGCCUGGCGCAGCCGAGGUGCAGGCACAGGUUCAGCGCGGGGUGCAGCGGCGCCUUCGCCAUGCACUGCCAGCUGAGGUUGCCGAGACUCUUGCCGAGUGGGUGAAGGCGCUGGGGUCUGUGGUGGCCGCACCAGCGUCGACCACUGGCACAGCAUCCUCGGCUCUGCUGCCGCAGGACGAGGAGGAGGGCAAACAGUGUGGCGAGCAGCAGUGCGACCACCUCACCGAUGCGGCCACGGCCACCUCUUGUGCUGCCGCUGACGAGGAGCCGUCUCUUGCAGACCAGCUCCUCGCAAUCUUCUUCACAGUGCGGCUCCUCGCUGUCAACCAUGCGGAGAGCCGCUGCAGCGCCUUCUAUGUCGAGCGACUCCUUCUCCGACACUCAUGCGAGCCAAACUGCAUAUGGUCCGACACGCUGCGCGGCAUUCUCACGGCCCGCUUUAUCUGUAAAGGCGAGGAGAUGACCAUGACCGUGGACGACUGCUUCCCACAGCAUUGGCCGUGGCAGGUUCGGCAGAAGUGGUUUGUGUACCAUCACGGGGUGCCGUGCCAGUGCGCGCGGUGCCUGCGGGAAGGGGCUGACCUGAACCACUCGCGUGGCAUGCUCGCAAGCGCGGUAGUGGAGCAGCUGCUAACGGCCGACGUCAUGGGUCACCCGUGCCCGACGCCGGCGCACAAGCACCCCACGCACCUCUUUCACCUGCCGGUUCAGAGGCUGGUCGAGCAGAGCAAGUCCACACGGCAGCGCAACGUGCCUGCGUUGCUGUGCCGCCUUGAUGAGAUGCGCGCCGAGCUGGGCAAGUACGUGUUGCCCUCGCACUAUCUGCUGGAAGACAUUCGGCGCGCCAUGCUGAACGUGGCGGAGGCGGAGGGCCACCUCGCCAGGUGCACUGUCGAGGCACAGAGCAGCCUCCUGUUUUGGGAGUCACAGUGGGCUGGCGCGAUCCCGGCGAAGGCGCAGCGGCUGCGUCUGCUUCCAAGCGUCUUCGAGUGCGGCCGUCGGCGCAAGCUUCACCCGCAUCAGCAGCUCCGUCGCCGACGUCACACAUGGCAACCAGCAACCAGCGCAUCUGCCCCUGCCGAACAGCCGCAAGACACUUCACCGGAGCGGAGAGAGAGCGUCUCGCCGCCGUCGCCGGUUCCAACGCCGAUGGCGGUGCCGCACGACAGCAGCGAGACUGCCUUUUCUGCCGUGCACGCCUUCCGCCCGGCAGGGGUGGGCUAUGGCGACCACGCGGCAAGCAAAGCUAGGGUUGCAUCCGCUGCUGUCACCGCCGCUGCGACACCACGCACGCCGGUGCCGGCACCGCUCAUUGCCACGAAGGACUUCGCCUCUGGCCGCAACAUCAUUGAUCUUUUCUACGGCUCCUACCAGACGUGGUACAUGUAA